Sinocyclocheilus anshuiensis is the source of this 1505-nucleotide messenger RNA. Its product is annotated as high affinity cGMP-specific 3',5'-cyclic phosphodiesterase 9A-like. NCBI's taxonomy places the organism in Eukaryota, Metazoa, Chordata, Actinopteri, Cypriniformes, Cyprinidae. The record is from RefSeq and is a predicted model, not a curated record. Gene Ontology annotation, molecular function: 3',5'-cyclic-nucleotide phosphodiesterase activity. The transcript is spliced from 14 exons. Gene Ontology annotation, biological process: signal transduction. The coding region runs from base 1 to 1482 and encodes 493 amino acids.
AUGGAAGACCAGAACAAGCUGAGUUUCCCAUUGACUGUCCUGCACAAGAUGUUAAAGCUGGCCCCAAAUAGUCCUCACUCCUGCUAUAAACUGGAAGUGGUCGCUGCAGACUGUAACAGUGAGCUGUUAGGCUCAGAUCUGGUUGUUGCUCUGGGAUUUGACCUCUCUUCUAUGGAGAAAAGGUUACAGAGCCUGGAGAAAAGAAUCCUAACUGAAGCAGCAGAGACUCCUGUCAUUGUGUAUGAGAUGAAGAGACAGGUGGAGUCAUUCAGAGAGAAACUGGAGAGUGUUGAGCACCUGAGCUGGUUGGGAUUGUUUAAGGACAUGUCAGAAGGCACCCACAAGCCCUCCCCUUUCUACCAUAAAAGAACCCUGCGCAAGACCCGUGAGGAGUGUGAGCACGUCAGGGAAAAGUUCCUCCAAAUGAGUCCUCUGGAGGUUUCUGAAGAGGUGAGACAGUAUCUUAAAACACCAACCUUUGAUAACUGGCAAUGGGAGGACGCUGAGAUCAUGGUGCUGCUCCAGGUGAUGUACACAGAUCUGGACUUCAUCUCCACCUUCAACAUUGAGCUGGACGUGCUGCAGCAGUUCCUUUAUGAAGUGUACCGACGCUACAAUAACAUUCCCUUCCACAACUUCAAACACUGCUUCUGCGUCACUCAGAUGAUGUAUGGACUGAUAUGGCUAACAGAUCUCAGAAGCGAGAUGGACAGUAUUGACCUCCUCAUCAUGCUAACCUCAGCCGUCUGUCACGAUCUAGAUCACACCGGCUACAACAAUGCAUACCAGAUUAAUGCACGCACUGAGCUCGCCUUGAGGUACAAUGACAUCUCCCCACUGGAAAAUCACCACUGCGCUGUAGCUUUUGAAAUCUUGGAAAAGACUGAAAGCAACAUUUUCCGAAACUUGUCGACAGAGCAAUUCAAAAGAAUAAGAGAGGGCAUAAUUAAGUGUAUUCUUGCCACUGAUAUGACCAGACAUACUGAGAUCCUCAACAAGUUCAAAGCCAUUCUCCCUGUGUUUGACUUCAGCGACAAAGAUCACAGAGAUGUGUUGAUGAUGAUCAUGAUUAAAGUAAGUGACAUCUCCAAUGAGGCGAGACCCAUGGAUGUGGCAGAACCGUGGCUGGACUGUCUGCUGCAGGAGUUCUUUAAUCAGAGUGACAUGGAGAAGUUGGAGGGUCUUCCUGUCACUCCGUUCAUGGAUCGAGACAAAGUGACUAAACCGUCUUCUCAGACUGGAUUCAUUCGAUUCGUUCUCUUUCCGCUCUUCACUGAACUGGCCAAUCUGUUCCCUUGUCUGGAGCAACACAUCAUUGACCCUGUGCAGAAAGCCCUGGAUUAUUACACAGAGAUGGAGAAAGCUCUGGAGAGGGAGAAACAGAACUGGACCCAGAGUGAGAAGAUGGUCAAGCCCAGCAACUUAAAAGAGCCAGAAGCUCAUCCAGAACCUGGUGGAAUGACAAAACCAGUCAACUUAUAAUCUAACCUCACACUGUUAAAUGU